AUGGUGGCCAAAGCCAACGAAGUCAAGGCCGAAGAGGUCCGAGCACAGCAUGAGAACAACAUGCUUGCCCAACAAAUGUUGGAAUUGGAUGAGAAGCGAUACGAACUCGACAAAGCGGAGCGUGAGGCGAGGUUUGCCUUAGAGCGACGUGAACGGGAGGCUCAGUUAGAGUUUCUACACGGAACUCUUGAAUACCGAGAGAGAUUCUCGGCUGCGGCCAAAGAGCAAGUUCAUGGUCCCGAGGCGGUGAGGCCACGCCAAACGGUUGAGCAGAAUGCAGAGAGCCUCCACAGCACAGGCAUUAUAGCGCUGGGGUGUGAUCAUCGGGUCGGGUAUUUCAAGCAACGCCACAAGCAGUUCAAUCUCAGCUUUGCUGAACCGGAAAUGGAACUCACACGUGGCAUCAGUUUGUCCCAUUAG
This is a messenger RNA of Aphanomyces astaci, 420 nucleotides long. RefSeq lists its product as hypothetical. Bases 1 to 420 code for a protein of 139 amino acids. NCBI's taxonomy places the organism in Eukaryota, Oomycota, Saprolegniomycetes, Saprolegniales, Verrucalvaceae. The record is from RefSeq and is a predicted model, not a curated record. The transcript is spliced from 2 exons.